CUAUAGGACAGAGUAGAACUGCCCCAUAGAGUUUCCAAGGAGUGCCUGGCGGAUUUGAACUGCCGACCCUUUGGUUAGCAGCUGUAGCACUUAAUCGCUACACCACCAGGGUUUCCAUCUUAUGGGAUAAAAAGAAUUACCACAUUGGUUUCAGUUAUCUAUUGCUAUCUAAAGAACCACCCAAAACUUAGUGGCUUAAAACAAUAGGAAUUUAUUAUUUCUCAUGAUUUCUUGGGUUAGAAAUUCAGGCAAAGCUCAGCUAGGCAGUUCUUGUGUCGAGGGUCUUCAACUGGGGUCUCUUACCUGGUUGAGUUCAUCUGGUGGCUGGGUGAAGCCGAAAGGCCCAGGAAGGAUUCAGUCAUGUCUGGUGUCUCAGGCUCCUUUUUCUUAAGCUUCUCGUAAUUCAGUAGUCUAGCCAAGCUCUUUUACGGUAUGGUGGCCAGCCUCUCCGAGGCCACAAUUGGUGCAGCAUCACUUUCCCCACGUUCUACUGGUCAAAGUGAAUCAUGAGGCUGGGCCAGACCCAAGGGAAAAGGAGACAGACUCCAGCGUUUGAUGGGAAGAACAACAGGCAUGAGUGGAGAGGGAUGGGAGGAACUGUUGAUGUUUAUAUUUGCAUAUACCCAUUUAACAGAUACAGAAACUGUGUCAACAAGUGGCAGGGCUAGGACAAGAACCCACACAGUUAGGCUUUAUAGCCUGUGCUUUAAACUAGGAGGUAAUGCUCUAUUUUUAUUUUAUCCACCAGGGCAUACUUAAGCCUCGUCUGUUUUUUUUUUUAUAAAGAUUUACGGAGCUCCUUUUUCACUGUGAGAAUUCACAGUCCAGAGAAUUUUUCAGAGAACUUAAGACUUUGACUAGAAGUCAUGGAAACCAAGUGGUGCAGGAGAAGUCCAAACGAUUCAUGGCCUCUGCUUACAUGCUGCCUCUCCUCCGUUCCCACUGAGGCUGGGCUGAGCCACCUGCACCCCGAACACCCAGAAGUCUCUGCUUUCCAGCAUUAUAAAAAAACCACUGCUGUCGAGUCAAUUCUGACUCAUAGCAACCCUACAGGACAGAGUAGAACUGCCCCAGAGAGUUUCCAAGGAGUGCCUGGCGGAUUUAACUGCCGACCUCUUGGUUAGCAGCCCUAGCACUUAACCACUACGCCACCAGGGUGUCCUCCAGCAUUAUACUCAUUCUAAUUUGUCGGUCCUUUCCUAUGUUGUCCACCAGGGGGAGGUCUUCUCCUUUUAAAGACUUGAAAUCGCCUCCGCCUUCAUAGGUCAAGUAUAUAACUUUUGUGGCAAUUGAGCACUGGAAAUGUGCUUGAUCUGAACUGAGAUGUCCUGUAAGUACAAAUUACACACCAGAGUGUGAAGACUAAGUAGAGAAGUAGAGAAAAGACAAUGUAAAAUGUUAUUAAUAAAUGUUUUAUAUUGAUUACAUGUUGAAAUGAUAUUUUAGGUACACAAAAUAAGUGGGGCCUGGGUGGCACAAGUAGUUUACAUUUGACUGCUAGCCUAAAAGUUGGCAGUUCGAAUCCACCCAAUGGCUCCAUGGAAGAAAGGUCCGGCAAUCUGCUUCAUGCAACACUAUAGUCAAGAAAACCCUAUGGAGCAGUUCUACUCUGUAACACAUGGGGUGGCCAUGAGUCAGGGGCUGACUCAAAGGCACAGAUAAAGUAAAAUAUAUUACUAAAAUUAAUUUCACCUAUUUAUUUUUAGAGUUUUAAAAAGGUGGCUUCUAUAAAAUUUAAAAUUGCAUAUGUGACUCAUUUAUAUUUCUAUCAGACACUGCUGGUCUAAAGACUCUCUCCCAAUGGCAGGCCUCAAGCUAUCUCUGCAGAACCUUAGGGUUCCAAGGAACUCAGUUUGAAAAUCACUAACAUCACGUUACCGAUGAGAUGCAGACUGGUCAGCAACUUGUCCAAGGUUAUCCAAUAGAUGAAAUCUUGCGUUUAGUUUAGAACUCAGGUUCCUACACCCUGUCUGGCUUUUUUACUCCUUUCCUGGAGGGCCCUGGGUGUCACACAACGACGUAGGCACAAGCCCUUUGUUGGGCUAUUAGGGUCCUUUAUCAGAAGGUUCGCCACCUCCAGUCUCCCCUAUAUCCUCUGUAGGGUCUUCUGCACAGCCAGGGUGCUGCUCCCUGUCUCUUCGUCUGUCCACUCCAUGAGCCGUUUUCUGUUUCCUGAUUAGAAUACCAGCCUGUGCUUUAGGGCUCUCUCUUAAUGCUGCCUCCACGGUGCUGAGGCCUGACUUCUUGUUAAGUGCUGUCGAGUCGGUUCCGACUCAUAGUGACCCUACGUGCAACAGAAGGUAACACUGCCCACGCGCCUGUCAGUUUGUUGUACCGUGGGGACUUGUGUGUUGCUGCGAUGCUGGAAGCUAUACCAGCAGUACUCAAAUACCAGCAGGGUCACCCAUGGAGGACAGGUUUCAGCUGAGCUUCCAGACUAAGACAGACUAGGAGGAAGGACCUGGCAGUCUACUCCUGAAAAGCAUUAGCCAGUGAAAACCUUAUGAACAGCAGCGGAACAUUGUCUGAUAUAGUGCUCAAGAUGAGCGCCCCAGGUCGGAAGGCACUCAAAAGAUGACUGGGGAAGAGCUGCCUCCUCAAAGUAGAGUCGACCUUAAUGACGUGGGUGGAGUAAAGCUUUCGAGACCUUCAUUUGCUGAUGUGGCAAGACUCAAGAUGAGAAGAGGCCUGACUGGUGACCCUGAAUAUGAGCAGUGACGUCUCACUCUGUCUUCUUAAACUAUCUUCUUAUCCAAUCUCAGUCCUACCCAGGAAGCCAUAGUAGUUCUUGCUAGAAUAUGUCCAAUCAAGCUGAAGGUCAAGAAAACAUCUUGUCAUUCACUGACCCCAUAACAACCUCAUUCUCCUCACUACUGAGAACUCACGUGGCCCACAGUCCCCGCUGAUGGAGGGUGACUGGUGCUCACAUUGCCAGUGAUUCACGAAGGAACCGAAAGCACCCCAUGUUCCAGGGACCCACCUCUUACUGUGAGCUACCGUGGAAAACAAGAUCCUCACUUCUACUUGACCAACAUUGUGCAAGCCUGUCGCUGUUAAUGCAGAGAUGCAUCGUACCUGUGUCUGAUUUUAGACUACGUAGGAGGUACUACUACCCGUAGCCCAGGGACAAGCAAAAUGGAGACCUCAAUAGAUGAGAGUGAGACCGAGGUUGAGGUUUUUGGGACCACACCUUACGACUAUGCGGGGUUAUGGCCCUGUGAAAAAGUCAAUAUCAAGGAUCUGGGGGCCCAGUUUCUGCCCCCACUGUAUUCCCUGGUGUUCAUUGUUGGCCUGUUGGGCAAUGUGGUGGUGGUGGUGAUCCUCACAAAAUACAGGAGGCUCAGAAUUAUGACCAACAUCUACCUGCUCAACUUGGCAAUUUCUGACUUGCUCUUUCUAGUCACUCUUCCAUUCUGGAUUCACUAUACUGGAUGGAACAAGUGGGUUUUUGGCCAAUGCAUGUGUAAGUUCCUCUCGGGAUUUUAUUACAUGGGCUUGUAUAGUGAGAUCUUUUUCAUCGUCCUGCUGACAAUCGACAGGUACCUGGCCAUUGUCCAUGCUGUUUUUGCCCUUCGGGCCCGGACUGUCACCUUUGGUGUCAUAACCAGCAUCUUUACCUGGGUCCUGGCAGGGCUAGCAGCUCUCCCUGAAUUUGCCUUCCAUGAGUUCCAAGAGGAAGAUGAGUACUCUGCCUGUAGUCCUCGUUACCCAGAGAACGAAGAAGAUACCUGGAAGCGUUUCCAUGCUCUGAGAAUGAGUAUCUUGGGUCUUGCUCUCCCAUUACUCAUUAUGGCUAUCUGCUACACAGGAAUCAUUAAAACUCUGCUGAGAUGCCCUAGUAGAAAAAAGUACAAGGCGAUCCGGCUCAUUUUUGUCAUCAUGGUGGUGUUUUUCAUUUUCUGGACACCCUACAACCUGGUUCUCCUUCUUUCUGCUUUUCAAGUGAUCCUCCCUGAGAACAACUGUGAGCAGAGCAAACAGCUGGACCUGGCCAUGGCAGUGACGGAAGUGGUUGCCUACACGCACUGCUGCGUCAACCCCAUCAUCUAUGCCUUUGUUGGUGAGAGAUUCCGGAAGUACCUCCAUCACUUUUUCUACAGGCAUGUGGGCAUCUACCUGAGCAAAUACCUUCCAUUCUUUCCUAGAGAAAAACUGGAAAGGGCCAGCUCUAUCUCCCCAUCAACAGGGGAACAGAAACUACUCUCUGAAGAAUUUUAGGUCAGAUACAGAAAAUUGCCUAAAGAAGAUGGACUGAGCAGAUGGAGCAAAAGACAUUAAGUCAAGCACAUUGACCUCCAGGGUAAUCCUUUGGACUUCCAGCACAACACUGAAGUUCUUGAAGCCAUUAGAAUAUAUAAACAACAGUGGCUGCAUGUUCAUGCAACCCAGAGGUCAAGGGCUGGGCAAUUUACUUAUCAUUAACCCUGAAAAGCAGAGCUUUGCUUGAUUCUCUGAAGAGUUAUAUAAAUUUUAAUGCAACUGAAAGACAGAUAGUCACUAUACACAGCUACACAAAGGUAAAUUUUUUAUAUUUUAAGUCUUAACUUCAGUCAGCUCUUGAUAUAAAUGAAACCUAUUUCACAAAACACAAUAAAUCAAUUACUUUCUUAACGUGUCUACCUCUUUUCCUUUGUACAUAGAUAUGCACUCUCAAGCAACAUAAUGGCAUGACACACCUGU
Loxodonta africana (African savanna elephant) is the source of this 4680-nucleotide messenger RNA. Its product is annotated as C-C chemokine receptor type 3. Gene Ontology annotation, cellular component: membrane; external side of plasma membrane. Bases 3136 to 4218 code for a protein of 360 amino acids. NCBI's taxonomy places the organism in Eukaryota, Metazoa, Chordata, Mammalia, Proboscidea, Elephantidae. Gene Ontology annotation, biological process: cell chemotaxis; immune response; G protein-coupled receptor signaling pathway. Gene Ontology annotation, molecular function: C-C chemokine binding; C-C chemokine receptor activity. The transcript is spliced from 3 exons. The record is from RefSeq and is a predicted model, not a curated record.